CGUAGCACGCUCCGAAAGCCCUCUUCUCAUGAUCCGCCAUUAGCAGGAGUCCUGUGGUGGAUUGAACGCCAAGAUGCAGAUUUUCGUCAAAACCCUCACGGGGAAGACCAUAACCCUCGAGGUUGAGCCUUCAGAUACCAUCGAAAAUGUCAAGGCAAAGAUCCAAGACAAAGAAGGUAUCCCUCCUGACCAGCAGAGAUUGAUCUUCGCCGGUAAGCAGCUGGAGGAUGGACGUACCCUGUCUGACUACAACAUUCAGAAGGAGUCCACUCUGCACUUGGUACUGAGGCUGCGUGGUGGUGCCAAGAAGAGGAAGAAGAAGUCCUACACCACCCCCAAGAAGAACAAGCACAAGAGGAAGAAGGUCAAGCUUGCUGUGCUCAAGUACUACAAGGUCGACGAAAAUGGCAAGAUCCACCGUCUCCGCCGUGAGUGCCCAGCUGAUGAGUGUGGUGCAGGCGUGUUCAUGGCUAGCCACUUUGACAGGCACUACUGUGGCAAGUGCUGCCUCACUUACUGCUUCAACAAGCCUGAGGACAAGUAAACAAAUGGACUGUCAAUAAAACGUUUUCACCAAAA
Molecule: messenger RNA, 579 nt
Organism: Hypomesus transpacificus
Lineage: Eukaryota; Metazoa; Chordata; Actinopteri; Osmeriformes; Osmeridae
Gene: rps27a
Product: ribosomal protein S27a
Exons: 6
Coding region: 74-544 (156 amino acids)
Biological process (GO): translation; modification-dependent protein catabolic process; protein ubiquitination
Cellular component (GO): ribosome; nucleus; cytoplasm
Molecular function (GO): structural constituent of ribosome; ubiquitin protein ligase binding; protein tag activity
Source: RefSeq, a predicted model, not a curated record